This is a messenger RNA of Eurytemora carolleeae, 1021 nucleotides long. Its product is annotated as probable zinc transporter protein DDB_G0282067. Gene Ontology annotation, molecular function: zinc ion transmembrane transporter activity. The transcript is spliced from 11 exons. Gene Ontology annotation, biological process: detoxification of zinc ion; zinc ion transmembrane transport; intracellular zinc ion homeostasis. NCBI's taxonomy places the organism in Eukaryota, Metazoa, Arthropoda, Copepoda, Calanoida, Temoridae. Gene Ontology annotation, cellular component: membrane. The record is from RefSeq and is a predicted model, not a curated record. The coding region runs from base 77 to 1021 and encodes 314 amino acids.
GAAAGAUCCAACAACUUCCAGAUAAAUAUGAAAGCUUGAAAAGUCUGAACCAGAAGUUUUCUAAGAAUUUUCUAAAAUGGGGAAAAUGAGCGGAUGUUUCACCAGUGGCUGCGGGAACCAGAUGAAAUUAGUCAGUAUGCUUGGGUUGACCGGGUCGUUCAUGGUUGUAGAGCUAGUAGUUGGGAAUACCACGAACUCUAUGGCACUGGUAGCAGACAGUUUUCAUAUGCUCAGCGACGUUAUUGCAAUCAUAAUAGCAUUUGUUAGUGUCAGGAUGAGCCCCAAGCGGUGGAAGAAGAACACAUAUGGCUGGGCCAGAGCAGAGGUUGUAGGAGCUCUCGUGAAUUCUGUGUUUCUAAUUGCUCUUUGCUUUUCAAUCCUAGUGGAAGCAAUAAAGAGGUUUAUGGUGAUUGAACCUUUAAAGGACCCGAAACUUAUUCUGAUAGUUGGUGGGGUUGGGCUUGGUAUCAACCUUGUUGGUCUUCUUAUAUUUGGACAUCAUGGCCACUCCCACGAGGGAACAGCUGGCCACUCACAUGGUGAAGACGACCACGACCACGCGCAUGCGCACCUACACUCAGCCGACAAAUUAGCAAUGGAAGAGAACAAAACCAGAAAGACUGAAAAAGGAGAAGAUGUAAAAAGUAAACAGAAAGAAAUGUCUGGAGAACAAAUGAAUAUAGCUGGUGUGUUCCUUCAUAUACUGGCAGAUGCCCUGGGUAGCGUUGUAGUUAUCAUCAGCGCGCUGGUUAUCUGGCUGACCGACUGGCAAUACAAAGACUAUCUGGAUCCAGUUCUUUCUGUUGUUAUUGUCAUUCUCAUCUGUAUCAGUUCCUGGCCUUUACUAAGGGAUUCUACCUUAGUUUUAUUGAACUCUAUCCCAGCCCACAUAGAUCUGGAUAAAAUAGAACAAGAAUUACUCCGCAGAACACAGGUAUAUAGAACAAAAAAUACUAAUAUUAACAAUAAUAAAAAUAAUUAUUCAAUAGUAAAAGGAAAAGUAAAGCAUUCAGCAUUAUAA